AGGUAGGUUACUGAGAUGUAAUGGCAGCGCUGAUCUUCAUAGAGCAUUGGGAGGAGAGGAGUGGUGUUGUGGAGGAUGUGUUCGCUGCUGCCAGAGAAGCUGAGCUGAACAGACAGAGAGAAUACGAUGCAGCUCUACACAUUCAGGCUGUAAUGAGGGGGGUCAGACUGAGACAGUUCAUCAAGUACCUUCACAUGUGUGCUAUUAGAAUACAGAUGGCGUGGCGUGGGUACCUGGGAAGGAUUGAAUAUCACAGACAACUAGCAGCUAAAGUUGAACAGCGCCAGUUGAACAAUUACCACAACAUGGCUACCAAAAUAAAGAAGGUAUGGAAGGGACACUAUGUGCGGAAGAAUGUGUAUGAUUACUACGCUAUGAAGACUUAUCUCGGCGCUCUUGAGGAGAAAAACAAGAUUGUCAGGGAGAGAUUGCGGGAGUAUGAGCAGGAGAUGAAAGAGAGAGAAGCUCUGGAGGCGGAGGUGAAGGAGCUAGAGAAAUACGACAAAUACGCAAGAUCCUGCCAUUAUAUGAUGAGCACUAGAGUUAAAGCUGGAGUGUUUGUGAAGGAGCAGGAGGUGUCAGUGUUUGAAGAUCAGAUAAAAGCCGUGUUUCCGAAGGAUCUCGGCAAGAAGAAGAACAAAUGGCACAAGUCCGCUCAGAAGACGGUUGAUAACUCCACGUUUGAGCUUCCUCCCCUGAAACGAGUUCAAGGCCCGUUUAAGAACCCUAGCGUUGUGUACAUGCAGCGGCUCAAGUCACUCAAACCAACUCUCAAAGUGCAGACGACUUAAAACAAGAG
Bolinopsis microptera is the source of this 799-nucleotide messenger RNA. RefSeq names its product spermatogenesis-associated protein 17-like. The record is from RefSeq and is a predicted model, not a curated record. The coding region runs from base 21 to 791 and encodes 256 amino acids. Lineage: Eukaryota; Metazoa; Ctenophora; Tentaculata; Lobata; Bolinopsidae. Gene Ontology annotation, molecular function: protein binding. The transcript has 7 exons.